CCCUGCAAUAUCAUCCUUUCUAAUACAUCAUUAUCAUUUUGCAUGGUGGGUUGCUCUAAUUGCAAACUGUCUAGAUGAGAUCCCACCUGUGCAUUGUAAAACCACCACAAAGCAUAAUUGGGAUUUCACACUCCCACCUGCGGGGACGCCGAGGAGAGCAGCAUGGAGCAGGAGCGUUCCUCCUGGCCUCAGUAAGCACAAGAUGGCCAUCUCGGGCAGCAGGCACUGGCGGGGCAAGGCUGGCCCUUUCGGUGUGGUGGCUGCCUCCUUGCUGACCCAACUGUCUGACCAGCAGAAGAUGAGCGAGUCACCUUUCAGCCGGUUCAGAGGGGUGUAUUUACCUCCUGCGCUCCACCCUUUAAACAAGACUUUAGUCAAGGGUGGCAAGUGGAAGGAUGUGGAUAGCACCCAGGAAAAGCGCAGGUCCUUCCUGCAUGACUUCUGUAAGAAAUACAACAGCAGAAAGAAGCUGAGAACCCACCUCAUGCACCUGGUGUCAAGAAUUUACGUGGAGGACAGGCACAAGGUCCUGUACUGCGAAGUGCCAAAAGCAGGCUGCUCCAAUUGGAAAAGGGUCCUCAUGGUGCUCAAUGGACUUGCUGCUUCAGCUCACAACAUCUCCCAUGACGAUGUGCACUAUGGAAAACAUCUAAGGAAACUGGACAGUUAUGACCUAAAAGGGAUAUACACACGCUUGAACACAUACACCAAGACUAUAUUUGUACGUGAUCCUAUGGAAAGACUGGUAUCUGCCUUCAGAGAUAAGUUUGAACAUUCAAACAGCUAUUACCAUCCAGUAUUUGGGAAGGCAAUAAUUAAGAAGUAUAGACACAAUGCAAACAAAGAGGCGUUGAAAACAGGAUCAGGAGUUAAGUUCAAGGAGUUUAUCCAAUAUUUGUUAGAUUCCCAACGCCCAGUAGGAAUGGACAUUCAUUGGGAGCAAGUCAGUAAGCUCUGCUAUCCCUGCCUCAUCACCUAUGAUUUUAUAGGGAAGUUUGAAACCCUGGAAGAAGAUGCGAACUACUUUUUGCAGCUGGUAGGUGCUCCAGCCGAGCUAAAGUUUCCUAAAUUCAAAGACAGACAUUCCUCUGAUGAGAGAACAAGUGCAGAAGUAGUGAGGCAAUACUUAAAGGAAUUGUCUAAGGAGGAGAGACAGCUGACCUACGACUUCUAUUACUUGGAUUACUUAAUGUUCAAUUAUACAUCACCAAUUGUAUAG
Molecule: messenger RNA, 1219 nt
Organism: Phaethon lepturus (White-tailed tropicbird)
Lineage: Eukaryota; Metazoa; Chordata; Aves; Phaethontiformes; Phaethontidae
Gene: CHST9
Product: carbohydrate (N-acetylgalactosamine 4-0) sulfotransferase 9
Exons: 2
Biological process (GO): proteoglycan biosynthetic process; carbohydrate biosynthetic process
Cellular component (GO): membrane
Molecular function (GO): sulfotransferase activity
Source: RefSeq, a predicted model, not a curated record